Mus pahari (shrew mouse) is the source of this 6892-nucleotide messenger RNA. RefSeq names its product aspartate beta-hydroxylase (gene Asph). The coding region runs from base 386 to 2605 and encodes 739 amino acids. Gene Ontology annotation, biological process: peptidyl-aspartic acid hydroxylation. Lineage: Eukaryota; Metazoa; Chordata; Mammalia; Rodentia; Muridae. The transcript has 24 exons. Gene Ontology annotation, cellular component: membrane; endoplasmic reticulum. The record is from RefSeq and is a predicted model, not a curated record. Gene Ontology annotation, molecular function: peptidyl-aspartic acid 3-dioxygenase activity; protein binding.
AGCCACGAGCCGCUCGGGCUUUGCAAGCCACUGCGCAGCAAAAGACAAGCUUUGGCCUGCCGAGUGCAGGGGAGCGUAGCCUGCCCCGCCCCCUGCCAGCGGUCCUCGGGAUUGGCUCGUGUUGGCGUCCUUCAGAUCUGGUGGGUGGGCAGAGGCUGGCGUGGGCGGGGCCGAGGCCGGGGGUACUGAGCGCUCUUGGCAGCCGAAGGAGUCGCAGGCUGGGCGCACGCGAGGCUGACCGCGCGGCUGCACGCUUCGUGCAAGUCGUCGGAGGCGCGGCGAGCGCAGUGGACGCUAAGGCGCCGCUACAGGAGUCUCGGAACCCCGGUGUCCCUGGCGCACUCAGCAAGGCCCCGGUUCUCUGCAGUCCCCGGAGCAGCUCGCGAUGGCCCCGCGCAAGAACGCCAAGGGCGGCGGCGGCAACAGCAGCAGCAGCGGCAGCGGCUCGGGCAGCGGGAGCCCGAGCACGGGUAGCAGCGGUAGCAGCAGUAGCCCCGGGGCUCGGAGAGAGGCAAAGCACGGAGGACACAAGAAUGGACGGAGAGGGGGGAUUUCAGGAGGGUCCUUCUUCACGUGGUUCAUGGUCAUUGCAUUGCUCGGCGUCUGGACAUCUGUGGCCGUCGUGUGGUUUGACCUGGUCGAUUAUGAAGAAGUUCUAGGAAAACUAGGAGUCUAUGAUGCAGACGGCGAUGGAGACUUUGAUGUGGAUGAUGCCAAAGUUUUAUUAGGCCUUAAAGAAAGAUCUCCUUCUGAGAGGACAUUUCCACCGGAGGAGGAGGCAGAGACUCAGGCUGAGCCGGAGGAGCGGGGCCCCGAGGGGGCAGAAAUCCAGAAUGUUGAAGAUGAAGUAAAAGAACAAAUUCAGCCCCUUCUCCAGGAAUCAGUACACACAGACCAUGACCUUGAAGCAGAUGGACCCACUGGAGACCCACAGCCAGAGGUUGAGGACUUCCUCACAGUGACCGACAGCGAUGACAGAUUUGAGGACCUGGAACCCGGGACAGAUCAUGAAGAAAUUGAGGAUAGUUACCAUGUGGAAGAGACAGCAUCGCCCAACCAUCUAAACGAGGUGGAAGAGAUAGCGAAUGAACAGGAAGACUCAGAUCCCAGUGAAGCAGUGACAGACGCUGAUGUGCUGCAGCCCCAUGCAGAGGAAGUAAGACAUCAAGACUAUGAGGAACCAGUAUAUGAACCUUCAGAACAUGAACGGAUAGAGAUUUCAGAUAUUGCUGUAGAUGAUUCCAGCACAAUCUCAGAAGAAAUAAAUGUCGCCUCUGUUGAAGAACAGCAAGACACACCACCAGUUAAGAAGAAGAAACCUAAACUUCUGAACAAAUUUGAUAAGACAAUUAAGGCUGAGCUGGAUGCUGCAGAAAAGCUCCGGAAAAGGGGUAAAAUCGAGGAAGCAGUGAGCGCAUUUGAAGAAUUGGUUCGAAAGUACCCUCAGAGCCCACGAGCAAGAUACGGCAAAGCGCAGUGUGAAGAUGACUUGGCAGAGAAGCGGAGAAGCAAUGAGGUUCUGCGCAAGGCCAUCGAGACCUACCAGGAGGCAGCUGACCUGCCUGAUGCCCCCACAGACCUGGUGAAGCUGAGCUUGAAGCGAAGGUCAGAAAGGCAGCAGUUUCUAGGUCACAUGAGAGGUUCUCUACUUACCCUCCAGAGACUAGUUCAGCUGUUCCCCAGUGAAACUACAUUAAAGAACGACCUUGGCGUAGGAUACCUCUUGCUGGGAGACAACGACAGUGCCAAGAAGGUUUACGAAGAGGUGCUGAAUGUGACACCAAACGAUGGCUUCGCCAAAGUGCAUUACGGCUUCAUCCUGAAGGCACAGAACAAGAUAGCUGAGAGCAUUCCCUACUUAAAGGAAGGAAUCGAAUCUGGGGACCCUGGCACGGAUGAUGGCCGGUUUUACUUCCACUUGGGGGAUGCCAUGCAGAGGGUCGGGAACAAAGAGGCAUAUAAGUGGUAUGAACUUGGGCACAAGAGAGGGCAUUUUGCCUCUGUCUGGCAGCGUUCCCUCUACAACGUGAAUGGUCUGAAGGCUCAGCCGUGGUGGACGCCCAGGGAGACUGGCUACACAGAGCUAGUGAAGUCUUUAGAGAGAAACUGGAAGUUAAUCCGUGAUGAAGGCCUCAUGGUGAUGGAUAGAGCCAAGGGUCUCUUCCUGCCUGAGGAUGAAAACCUUCGGGAGAAGGGCGACUGGAGCCAGUUCACACUGUGGCAGCAAGGAAGGAAGAAUGAGAACGCCUGUAAAGGAGCUCCUAAGACCUGUGCUUUACUGGAAAAGUUUUCCGAGACAACAGGGUGCAGAAGAGGACAGAUCAAAUAUUCCAUCAUGCACCCUGGAACUCACGUGUGGCCACAUACAGGACCCACGAACUGCAGGCUCCGAAUGCAUCUGGGGUUGGUGAUCCCUAAGGAAGGCUGCAAGAUCCGGUGUGCCAAUGAGACCAGGACGUGGGAAGAAGGCAAGGUGCUCAUCUUUGAUGACUCCUUUGAGCACGAGGUUUGGCAGGAUGCCUCGUCUUUCCGGCUGAUAUUCAUCGUGGAUGUGUGGCACCCCGAGCUGACCCCUCAGCAGAGGCGCAGCCUUCCUGCAAUUUGAAAGGCACUGACGCAGACUUGGUUGCUCUCCAGGGAGGCUGCCUUUCUGGUUCCUUUUGGGUGUGGAGAUAGACGUUCAAGUGCCCUGACUCUUCAUCCUUGUUCCAUGCCACUGGAGACCUCUAAGGUCCCUUCUGGAUUAGAACUCACUGGAGGGAGCAUUUGCCUUCCUGCAACUCAUUUAGGGGGCCUCUUGCUUUAUGUCACCCAUGACAGCACAGAACUGGUGCCUGGAUUUAAGGGACAGAAAACUUGGUUGUGUUGUCUACAUGGCUGACCAAAGAUAUUUUUCUACAUAGAAUAGUGUCUACAUCAGUGUACACAGAGGAUAUACUAUAUAUAUAGAAACUGUGAAUGAAUCACUUUAGUUUGUAAUUUUUCUAUGCAGUUAUAUUUUUCUAAGCAGCUAAACUGUUCUGUCACAAUCUACCCCCAUGUUUUUCAUUGACGUUGACUUUAAUGACAAGAAGUAUAAAUUCUUUACUUCUAACUGUUAAAUAGUAAUUUUCCUGGUAAAUUCAGACAUCUCUUUUUUAGAAAGAAAAAGUCACGAGUGAAAGAAAAGAACUUUUGUUUUCCGAACAUAAAUUGGAGGUUAUGCCAGGAUGCAUGAACUGUGCCAACGCCUGCCUUUGGGUCUACCUGAGUAUCCUCAUUUAGACUCAGUGUCUCCCCCCUUUCUCUGUGCUAAUAAUAGAAAGUUCUUAUUUCUAAGAGCAACACUUGUUUUUUUAAUUACACUGAGCAAAGCCAUAGAAACAUUUUAUAUUGUGAUAGGAAAAUACCACAGAUAAUGGAGCUUGGAGAGAAAAAUAUCACAUGGGAGUGAAACUUCCUGUCCAGGAUCAGGGACCCAGGUAGCCUGGCCUCUUUGCCUUCUAUACACAAGGCCUGGAAUCUGCAGUGCCUGCCUGCUGUGGAUCCACUUGAGUGUCAAGAAGAAGGCCUCUUGGUCUCUGAGAGUCUCUUCACUAUUUUAUCCAUGUAGGAAUAGCAGCAUAGGAAGUGCCCAGGGAUGCUAGCAUCCUAGGUGGUCAAGCAUCCUUGAUUAUGAAUUGGCAGUGCUUUUCCAUCUUCCUCCCCUCAAAAUAAUGUCAGCCACCUCAUUUUAUGUUGAAACAGUGUUCACAGGCAUGUUUGCUUUGAGUGCUCCCCAUGGCUGAGAAAGGACAGUAGAAAGCCAUCUUGCUCCUCGAGAUGAUCAUUAAUAAAGCAUUGCUGCAUUUUAUUUUCUGUGUUAUAAUUAAAGAUAACUCAAGCCCUAGAAUGUAAUGACAUUCAUGCACUGAUCUCUAAGCCAGUCGAACAACAUUGCUGCAGAAAUGGCUGGUAUUCCAGCCACACAGGUAGAAAAGACAGAGACGUGUGCUUUUUAAGCAAUGUCCAAAAAAAAAAAGCAGCUUUCUGUACCUCAUUUAAAGAGCAAUUCAUUGAGAUUGAUCCUUUCCCUUUUAGCUUAAGGACAUUAAUUAGCUCUUAGAAGGAAAGUUUACAAAAUAUGUGUCCAUUCUUAAAAUAGGUUCUUGUCCCUUCCUUUGCCAGUGUUCAAAAAUUCCUCUAAAACAGAUGGCAAAGGCAUGGGGGGGGGGGAAUAUCAAGUCCUUACCCAAAUUCCAGAAAAGAAUACAAAACUCUCAGACAACAGAAUGUUAUUUGUGUUCUUCAGUAUUUAUUAAACAGAGGAACUUACUGACAAAGGCAAUACAAUCCAGUGUUCAUGUAGUAACCCUCGGUUACCUGCUGGGUUUAGUUCUCCUCUAUACUACAUACACAUAGCGAAAUGCAAACCAUGUGUUCUCAUUGUUAAACUAUCACCUUACAUCCAUGGAAUAAAACGGUGGAAAUGAGUGAAAAUUAGCUGUUAACUUAGUGAAUAUGACAUGUUUUUUUUAAGUAUCAUCAUCACAGUAGGAUUCUAAAUCUUGCCGUGUGAAAAGCCAGAGGUACCAUUACUUUUACAAGUGUUGGCAGUGGCUCACUCCAACAGCGCUUUAAGUACUUGGAUCCCACGCUGAUCUUAUAAACACAAGCAAUAAAAGAUUUUCUAGUUCACUUUAAUUUUUCCUUGCUCUUACUUGUGUCAUAAGAAAAGAAUUUCCAUCCAUGUCUUGGUAGACAUUUUUCAAGGUUAUUAUUUUACGAUUCUAAAGGUCUAAACAAAAUGAAUUGGUAGGUUUUGGUUUUUGUUUUUUAAUAUAUUAUGAUGCAACUGUUUGGGAAAUAUUUUAAAUCCGGUUUCAAUUUUGCUUCUUCAAGGUUGGAACAUAAAAAUAGCUUCUGUUACUAUUCUCUGCCAGUAGAAAAAAAAAAAAAUAAAACAGUAGAUCAACUGAGGAGUAUACAUCUAUACCGUCUGUAGCUCAGGGCUCAGGGGUAGAACACUUGCCUAACAUGACAAGGCCCUGGGUUUGAUCUUCAGCAUUGGAGGGAGACAGAGAAGAAAGAGGAACAGGAAGACAGAGAAAGAAAGACAAAGGAAAAAGAGAGGGGUAUAAAGAGGAGAAAAGUGGGAAGGAAUAGGGAAAGAAAGAGAUGGAGAGAGGGAAGUGGCCACAGUUAGUAAUGUUGUUUGGGUGGAAGUAAGUUGAAUUGGUUUCCUCUUUUCUUUAGGAUGUUCCACUAGUAAAUCACCCUACCAAGUGCUUAAAAUGUAAAGUAUUUUAAUAAGUGUUAUCAAUUAAAUUUUUUGACAUUAUCACUCUGGUCAUAUUAGUAAGAGUCUGUGUCAUAGAGAUGGCUAGGGAAUAAGAUAUCUACAUAUACUCAACUGGUCUCCGGGAACAUGGCACAGACAAAAUAUCCUACCCUUUGCUGCUUUCCGUCUGACUUCCUAUGCAUGGGAACUGCGAUCCAUUUCUAAGGAGAAUGGAUAAGGAAGUAGGUUGGUCUUUGGCAUUUCAUCUUGCAUUCUUGGUCCUCUUUAGCUUGCUAUUUACCUGCUGAUCAGUCCUUAAGGGUCUUUCUGUGAGAUCUGACUGCCUGCUCCCUCGGGGCCUUUCUCCACAGGUAAUAGGAGCGUGGGGACAAAGGGACUUAUUUGAUAGCACUUUUUUUGCUAUAGUAACCCAAGAAUUAACUUAAAUGGGCUCAUCAGUCACUAGUGUGUUUUUUGUUUGUUUGUUUGUUUGUUUGCUUUUCCCAAUGAGUCGCCCCCCUCUCUGUAGGCAUUCACCUACAGGAAAUCACUUUGCUAUGAUGAAGCAAUCAUUUUUUUUUUUUCAAACUGCCUCUCUGUCUUCUUCAAAAAGCAAUUUAUGAAAGUCAGCUUAUGGUCUGACAAGCAACGUGAUGUCAAAAUCAUUCUUGUAGGAGAGAGAUUUAAAUUAAAAACUUUGCAAAUAGCCAGACCGUGUGAGAUCACACUGUUAGGCUGAACUCUUAGAUGCUGGUGAUGAGGAAAUAAGUCAAUACAACUGGAAAUAACUGUUGCUGGGGUUCAGCACUACAUCAAACUUGCUGAUGUGUCUGCACAUUUUAACUCUGUUGUAUUUAUUUGGGAAUGCAUUGCAUCUUAAUUUGAAAAACCUGGAGAGGCUUCCUGUGUGAGUCUUUAGAGUGAUGUAUAUGAGACUAAUUUAGGGGGUUUUGUCCCUUUUAAAGUAUAUUUGCUGCCAAAAAUAUGAGGGAAGGGAGAAUCCCUUUUAUAUAAAUGCCUUUCUUCAUCCCCCUCACCAUCUCUCACUAAAACAUAAAUUAAUUAGUUAAAUUUUAAAAGCGUCUCUCAGAUCUUUGUCUGGUGUGGGCUGCCCAGACCAAUGGUUGCUGACAGUCAUGGCCGGGCUUGGAAUGGAGGACCUCAUGUCAAGCAGAGCACGAGUGUCUGUAGGUCAGGUGGCACAGGCUUGCUGGACGGUUGCUCCACUAGAGACGUCCCAUGAUGCUGGCUGGCUCAGUCCAGAGCCAGCAGGGGCUGGGUGUUCUCAUUUUCUCCUUUGUCUUCAUGUUUCAAGGUCCCAGCUUCUACCACAGACUGAGAUCUAACAAGAGAGGAAGGAGACACACACAGUCACAGGCAGUCCAUACCGGUGAUGCUUGCUAUUCACCUGGAGAAUCAAAUCAUGUAAAGUAGCUACUUAGUGCUUCCUUUCUGGUGUCUGUUUUCCACACACCACUUUAUUUCUUUAUUUCGUCUAUUUGUUUUUCUGAAGAUUGAACCUGGUCAUUCUGAGAUUCUUUUUUUUUUUCCUGCUGAAUUUGAUCCAUAUCUUUUUGCUGUAAUAAAUCCUAACUAUGAGUGUAACAUUUUGUUCAUGUUUCAAAUAAAAAUUAAAGGUAAUUUGAAAGACGC